This is a messenger RNA of Panicum virgatum (switchgrass), 2312 nucleotides long. RefSeq names its product probable plastidic glucose transporter 2. The transcript is spliced from 14 exons. Gene Ontology annotation, molecular function: hexose transmembrane transporter activity. Gene Ontology annotation, biological process: monosaccharide transmembrane transport. Bases 347 to 1879 code for a protein of 510 amino acids. The record is from RefSeq and is a predicted model, not a curated record. Gene Ontology annotation, cellular component: membrane. Lineage: Eukaryota; Viridiplantae; Streptophyta; Magnoliopsida; Poales; Poaceae.
GUGGCUUGCGUGUCGCCCCCGUGUUGGCCUUCGCCCUCGCAGCUCAGCUCACCACGACCUCAUCUCAUCACGGCACCGGUUGCCCUUCCCCCCACCCGCGAUCUCCGCGCUGGCAGCUAGCCCGGCAGGCAGGCCCUCACCCACCUCCCCUCCUCUCGGCCUCCGUGCUCCCUCGCCGAACCCACCCCGGGCUCAACCGCAGCCGAAGCAACGCUGGGCGCUCCCUCCCCUCCCUCCUCGGCUCCUCCCCAGAUCCGGCGCCGCCUCCACGCUCCGCUCCGCUGCCCUGCCUGCCCCCCUCCUCACCUGCGCGAUCUGAUGCGCCCCCACGCGAUCGCCAGCGGCGAUGCGGUGGAAGCUUAACUCGUCGGUGUACAAGCGCGUGCCGUCCAGGGAGGCCGCCAUGGAGCCCGACGUCGAGACGCCGAUGAGGGCGACGACGGACGCUGUCGCGGACCCGUCGUGGCGCAUGUCGCUGCCGCACGUCUGCGUCGCCACGCUCACCUCGUUCCUCUUCGGAUACCACUCCGGGGUGGUCAACGAGCCCCUGGAGAGCAUCUCUGCCGACCUCGGCUUCUCCGGCAACACACUCGCUGAAGGACUCGUGGUGAGCAUCUGCUUGGGCGGAGCCUUUAUUGGGUGCUUGUUCAGCGGCUCUGUCGCCGAUGGGAUCGGGCGCCGCCGGGCGUUCCAGCUCAGUGCACUGCCCAUGAUCAUUGGUGCUGCCAUAAGUGCUCUCACCAAUAGUUUGGAGGGUAUGCUUCUAGGAAGAUUUUUGGUUGGAACAGGGAUGGGCUUGGGCCCACCAGUAGCUUCAUUAUACAUAACGGAGAUUUCUCCUCCUACAGUGAGGGGUACAUAUGGCAGCUUUGUUCAGAUUGCGACCUGUCUUGGAAUCAUUGUAGCACUCCUAAUUGGUACACCUGUUAAAGAUAUUGAUAGAUGGUCAGAGACUUUCUGCUGUAUUGCGAGCCUGUUGAAGUUUAUCUGUGUGAAAUCCAUCUGUACUAAAGAUGUUGCUUUCGGCAGGUGGAGAGUAUGUUUCUGGGUUGCAGCUAUACCAGCAACUUUACAAGCUCUUGCUAUGGAGUUCUGUGCCGAGAGCCCCCAGUGGCUAUAUAAGUGUGGAAGAACAAUUGAAGCAGAGAUGCAAUUCGAAAAGCUUCUAGGCCCCCUUCAUGUAAAUUCAGCCAUGGCAGAACUUUCUAGAUCUGAAAGAGAUGAUGGAGAAAGUGUAAAGUACUCAGAAUUGUUUUAUGGUCGCCACUUCAAUGUUGUUUUUAUUGGCGCGGUGCUCUUUGCUUUACAACAGUUAUCUGGCAUAAAUUCUGUGUUCUAUUUCUCCUCAACUGUGUUCAGAGGUGUGGGGGUGCCUGCUAACCUUGCCAACAUAAGCAUGGGGAUUUCGAAUCUAUCAGGCUCCAUUAUAGCAAUGGUUCUAAUGGACAAGUUAGGUAGAAAAAUGCUUCUUUCUGGGAGUUUCCUUGGAAUGGCCUUCGCAAUGGGGCUUCAGGCUGUUGGAGCAAACCGUCAGUUUCUUGGUUCUACAAGUGUAUAUCUUUCAGUUGGUGGAAUGCUGUUGUUUGUCUUGUCAUUUUCAUUAGGAGCAGGCCCAGUUCCUGGACUUCUUUUGCCUGAGAUUUUCCCCAAUAAAAUUCGAGCGAAGGCUGUGGCUCUCUGCAUGUCUGUGCAUUGGAUUGUAAACUUCUUUGUUAGUCUGCUGUUCUUGCGUCUUCUGGAGCAACUUGGUCCACAGGUUCUGUACACAAUAUUUUCAUCAGUCUGUGUGAUAGCUUCAAUAUUUGUGCGGCGCCAUGUCCUUGAAACAAAGGGAAAGACAUUGCAAGAGAUAGAAGUUUCACUCCUACAAGCACAAUAAAGGUUCUAUCUGGGUGGUACAGAUUCGGCGUUGAUUGGAGUCUGACAUGACACUGCUUGCUGAAUACCAACCAGCUGCUCUGGUAUCCUGCUCGCUGAUUCCUGAAUCAAGUCGUCUCUUGAGAAUGGCGAUGCCCUACAAUGGUCCCAGGGAAGUUACAGACAUGCGCCUGCGACUGCUAGGGCAUCCCAGUUUCUACGUAGACAUGUACUGAGGUUGUGCCUGUAUAGCCCGCCCUAGUUAUAGGAUACCAUGUAUUUUCUUUUCUAUUUAUACAAAUACGUGUUGAUGUACCAGUGAGAAGAUACUACAGCUGGGCUGUUGAUGAGCACAGUUAGAACGAGGAACAUCUCAUGAUUUGCAUUAUACGUUCGGACGAAUAAUUAAGAACAUCUCGUCUAGUUGAAACAAUGAAACUGGAGGCGUUGUUGGA